Zerene cesonia (dogface butterfly) is the source of this 1732-nucleotide messenger RNA. RefSeq names its product UDP-glucosyltransferase 2-like. Gene Ontology annotation, molecular function: UDP-glycosyltransferase activity. NCBI's taxonomy places the organism in Eukaryota, Metazoa, Arthropoda, Insecta, Lepidoptera, Pieridae. Bases 164 to 1732 code for a protein of 522 amino acids. The transcript is spliced from 4 exons. The record is from RefSeq and is a predicted model, not a curated record.
UAGUAAUUUUUAAUUAAAAUACAACAGGAUAUAAAAAGUCAGCAUGAUGUUGCAAAUAUACUAUCAGUUUAUUAUAUUAUCAUCACUAGUACGAAAAUUCUUACAUAAAAAGAGAAUACAAAGUCGAUUAUAAUUAAACUGUAUUUGAUACAUUACAGAGAUAAUGUGCAGAAUUGUCAUAUUGUCUCUUAUCCUAUCGAUUGUUAGUUCUAUAGAUUCCGCAAGAAUUUUAGCCAUUUUUCCAACACCAUCGAUAAGCCAUCAAGUUGUUUUCAGACCUUUGACUCAAGAGUUGGCAAGACGCGGCCAUGAAGUCACUAUCGUCACAGCUGACCCGGCAUUUACCACAGAAAAUGCCCCAGAAAACUUGACAGAAAUAGACUUGCAUGAUAUUUCUUAUGCAUCUUGGAAAGAGAAUUUGAUGAAUAGUAAUAUACAAGUUGGUAAGCGAAGCAGCUUGUCGUCACAAGUAAAACUACUGAGCACUUUAGUGGCUAAGUUUACAGAAGUACAGAUGAAAACUAAAGAAAUACAAGAGUUGGUCAGAGACGGUGAGAAGAAAUUUGAUUUAUUGCUGAUAGAAGCAUGUGUAAGGCCAUACAGAAUAUUCUCACAUAUAUUCAAAGUACCCGUUAUUGAACUAGGUUCGUUUGGAAUGUUUUUUGAGAACGAAAAAAUUGUCGGCGCCCCGUCUCAUCCUUUCUUGUACCCAACGGCGAUGAACCGAUAUAAACUAUUUAACCUAACGUUUUGGGAAAAAGUAUUUGAGUUAUAUAAUUAUGUUUGGAUAAAUGUUUUCUGGUCUGCUAAUGCUGAUGAGGAACUCACAAAAUUUCGUAAGUUGUUUAAUAACAACGACAUACCUAGUUAUGAAGAAUUGAACAAAAAUAUUGAUAUGCUGUUUUUGAACAUACAUCCUGUAUGGAGUCACAACCAGCCCUUACCACCAAACGUUAUUUCUAUUUGGGGCAUUCAUAAAAUACCAGAGAAGCCACUUCCUAAGAACCUAGAAGAUUAUUUGAAUGCAUCAAAAAAUGGCGUGAUAUACGUAAGUUUUGGGACUAAUGUUCUCACUUCAUUGUUUCCACCUACAACUGUUGAAACCUUAAUGAGAGCAUUUUCCAAAUUACCUUACGAUGUACUGUUGAAAUGGGAUAACAAAAACCUUCCAGGAAUCAGUGAUAAUGUUAAAGUAUCCACGUGGUUUCCGCAAUCGGAUCUAUUAAAACAUUCGAAGAUAAAACUAUUCAUCACACAAGGAGGUUUACAAUCAACAGAUGAAGCUAUCAAUGCUGGGGUUCCUCUUAUUGGUAUUCCAAUGCUUGGAGAUCAAUGGUACAAUGUAGAUCUAUACGAAUAUCAUAAAAUAGGAGUAAGAAUUGACAUAGAUAAUUUAACUGAAGAUAAUCUCCUUAAAGCAAUCAGAACUGUUGUCGAUGAUAAAAGCUAUAAGGAUAAUGUUAAGAGACUUCGUUCUAUUAUGAGAGACCAGCCCGAGAGCGCCCUGGAGCGCGCCGUAUGGUGGACGGAGUACGUGCUGUGGCACGGAGGGGCGAAGCACCUGCGGUCCCCCGCCGCCAACAUGCCCUGGACCGACUACUAUGAGAUUGACUUUAUAUUUAAGUUAUUUUGUUUAGUCAUAACGAUCCUGUUAACAAUUGUAUUAAGCUUAUACCUUCUAUAUGUUUACACGUUUCGGAAAAAUCCCAAGAUGAAGAAUAAGAUAUCGUAA